Molecule: messenger RNA, 1173 nt
Organism: Neopelma chrysocephalum (saffron-crested tyrant-manakin)
Lineage: Eukaryota; Metazoa; Chordata; Aves; Passeriformes; Pipridae
Product: arachidonate 12-lipoxygenase, 12R-type-like
Exons: 7
Biological process (GO): linoleic acid metabolic process; lipid oxidation
Molecular function (GO): protein binding; iron ion binding; oxidoreductase activity, acting on single donors with incorporation of molecular oxygen, incorporation of two atoms of oxygen
Source: RefSeq, a predicted model, not a curated record
AUGGCCAGGUACAAGGUGACAGUGGCCACAGGUGAUGUGGCAGAAGCUGGCACCAACAACUCCAUCUCCAUCACCUUGGUGGGCAGCCGAGGCGAGAGCCGCAGGACCACUGUCUCCCUCUUGUUCCUGCCGGGACAGGAGAAGAGCCUGUCUGUGGACUGUGGGCAGGACCUGGGCCCUAUUGUCCUCAUCCGCCUGCACAAGUGGCGGCUCUUCUUGGAGGAUGCCUGGUUCUGCAAGGAUGUCCGGGUGACAGCCCCUGACGGCACCCUUUACCGCUUCCCCUACUACCAGUGGCUGGAGGGGGUCACCACGGUGGAGGUGCGGGAGGGCUCAGGGAAGAAGCUGGCGGAUGAUGAGCUGCAGAUCCUCAAGGAACAUCGGCAUCGGGAACUGGCGGCACGGCAGGAGGCUUUCCGGUGGAAGAACUACGCCCAGGGCUGGCCCCAUUGCCUCAGCGUGGGCUCCAUCCUCGAGUUGGACUCCAAUAUCCAGUUCUCCUCUGUCAGAGUCACUAACUUCACUGGUUUCCUCAUCUUACAAGGGGCCUCCCACUUUCUGUCAGGGUUCCUGCUGAGAAACACCUCCUGGGACAGUCUGGAUGAGAUGCGCACCAUCUUCUCCCGGACACAGGGAAGAGACAUUGUCCCUGAGUACGUGGCCAAGCACUGGCAAGAAGAUGAGUUCUUCGGUUACCAGUUCCUCAAUGGCAACAACCCCAUCAUCAUUCGAUGUUGCACUGUGUUGCCAUCCAAAUUCCCGGUGACGCCAGAAAUGGUGGCUGGCUCACUGGGGAGUGGCACUGACCUGGGCAAGGAGCUGCAAGAAGGUCGGAUCUUCAUCGUGGACUAUGAGGUGUUAGAUGACAUCCCAGCUGACACCAUCAAUGGGCGCCAGCAAUACGUGGCAGCCCCACUCUGCCUCCUUCACCAGGGCACUGAUGGGCUCCUGCGCCCCAUUGCCAUCCAGCUCAGCCAAACACCAGGACGCUCCAGCCCCAUCUUCCUGCCGAGUGAUGAUGAGUGGGACUGGCUGUUGGCCAAGACCUGGGUGCGCAAUGCUGACUUCUACAGCCACCAGCUCCUCACCCACCUGCUGAGGACCCACCUGUUCGGGGAGGUCUUCGCCGUUGCCACCCUGCGCCACCUGCCCACAUGCCACCCCCUCUUCAAG